Cyprinus carpio (common carp) is the source of this 2256-nucleotide messenger RNA. It is a transcript of the gene clec19a, whose product is annotated as C-type lectin domain containing 19A. NCBI's taxonomy places the organism in Eukaryota, Metazoa, Chordata, Actinopteri, Cypriniformes, Cyprinidae. The record is from RefSeq and is a predicted model, not a curated record. Gene Ontology annotation, molecular function: signaling receptor activity.
CUGUCCUGCAGCACACACACACACAUACACACACACACACACACACACUCCAGACCUCAAUCUCCUCUCUUGCACUAAACAUGCUCUGUUGGGAAUUGUGUUUAGCCCUAUUGAUCACCGGCUUCCCAGUGUGGGCUCUGCCUUCAACAAACAUCAAGAUCACACAAGCACUGCCCCUGCAACUGUCAGACUCAAACCAGCCUGUGACAUGUCCGCUCUUCUGGACUGAAUUUGAGGGUUACUGUUACCGCUUCUUCCCCUUGAACCGCACCUGGGCUGAGGCAGAUCUGUACUGCGCUGAGUUCUCAAACGGACACAAAUCUGCCAAACUCACCUCCAUCCACAGCUGGGAGGAAAAUGUGUUUGUCUAUGAUCUUGUGAACAGCCGUGUACCAGGAAUUCCAACAGAUAUUUGGAUUGGCCUUCAUGAUAGAAGACAGGAGGGCACUAUGGAGUGGACAGAUGGGUCACCCUAUGAAUACAGUUACUGGGAUGGAAAUCAACCAGAUGAUGGCAUCCAUCGCAUCCCUCAGGAGGAGGAUUGUGUGGAGAUCUGGUACAGACAAAACAGUGCACUGAGGUCUUGGAAUGACAACAAUUGUGAUAAGGCCUUUCCAUUCGUCUGUAAGAUUCCUACACUGGAAAACUAACCUCAGAGCUAAGAUUAUUUAUCCAGUUCUUUAUCGUCAACACUGACACCCAACAUCACUCAAUCACAGCGUAGCAACAAGAUGUCUGCUCAUCUCCAUCCCUGCAGUGAUGAAGGGCUCUCUCCAGCCUGCUAUAGGCACUUCAUUUGCAUUUCUCUCCCUUUCACUCCAAUUCCCUGCCCCCAUCGUCCUCCUAUCACUGUUGUAUAUAUAUGUGUAUAUAUAUAUAUUUUUGCAGCAAUGCCAUAAAAGAAUCAUUUUUGCUUUCCCAAAGAACCUUUCAGUGACUAGUUCUUAAAAGAAGCAUUUGUUUCUGUGUUAAACAUUUUAAUAAUCUAAUGAGAAUCUUUUGAGGAAUGGAAAGCUUCCAUGAAUGUUAAAUUUUCUUAAUGGAACUAUAGAAGCCAAUAAUGAACCUUUAUUUUUAGUGUAGACAGUGAGCUGCAGUAUAUGGCUAAACUGGACUAGACCAAAUGCUUAGUGUUUAUUUUUUCAAUCCAAGCCAAUCAUCUGUCUAUUAAUGCUCUGAGACAUUAUUUCCUUCUUUUCAAAUAGGGUACUUUUGCUGGAGACCCCAUGAUUUUAUAAAAAGUCUGAAAAUGUCUCUUAUUUUCGAUAGAAAGUAUAUUUUUAAUUUUUUGCAGACCUUGAGACAGGAAUGUGUGUGUCCAUAUAAUGUCUCCUGAGUCCUGAUCUGGAAUCCCAAACACUGUCAGUGUCCGUUUGUGCACAUUUACCUGUCACUGACCUAGAAGUUGAGAUUCUAAAAGAGAAGGCAUUUAAGCUUCUGUUGACUGCAGAGCUUCAAAAGACAGAAAGAGCUUAGACUCAGCUAGGCAGAUGACCUUUUCUGCUUUUCUCUCUAGUUCAUGUGCUGUGCCAAUUAGUGACCCCCCCCUCCCCAUUCUUAUCCACACAACUGCUAGCAAGGAAUUUACUAUAUUACACUUCAGAAGUAAUUCAACACUGUCAGGAAAUAGAUCAGUUUAACAAUAAUAAAUAAUAAUAACAUAAUUCUCACUAAUUACGAAUAUACCUCAAUAUUUAGAACACAUAUUAUAUUACGGGGCUGUUCACAGAAAACAUGUUUUUGUAUUCCACUGUGCUUUUCCAUUGUUUUUACGCAAACGUGCUAAAUGGAUAUCUUUGACCAUUGCACAUAUUUCUUUUUUUGCAAUGUCUCAUGCAUGGCUCACUGCUUUAAAAAAAAAUGUCUAGAGGAAAUUCAAUUUGUAAAUUCAUAAACAAGGUAGUUUUGAUGAUUAUAUGCCUGACCCACGUUGACAGUGGGGUUAAGCUGUUCCCCUGUUGCUGAAGAGAGUAAUUAAUUGACCCUCUUGUAAACCUCCAAGUAAUUAUCUCCCUCUUAAGGCCUGCAGAGGGAACAUUUUUACACAAACAAGCCUGGAUCUUUGUGUGUGUGUGUGUGUGUGUGUGUGUGUGCGCGCCAUCACUGCAAUUGCAAAAUGGUUUAAACAAAUAUUACUUAUAAUAAAUGAAUAAUUUUUUUUAAAAUGAUCCAGUGAUUUUAGAUAUUACUGAUGUCCAAUCUGCACCAAAGUGAAGGUAUAUAAAAUAUGAAAGGUAUAAGAAGAUUCUGUAAAAA